GUAAAUUAUAUAUUUUGAAGCUGUUGUCCCGUUGGGUGAGGGUUGCUUUAACUUACACAUCCACUUUUUUUUCAAACCAAAAUCCACACACACACUCCGUCCUCUCCAUCCAAACAGAACACAACAAAACACAAACGCGCUUUACCUUCACUUCACAACACCACCGCCAAUUUCAACCGCUUCCUCUAGAUCGCGGCGAGAAUUCUAACUAAAACCGAUCCUUCGAAUAGAUCCGAUCUAACAAAUCAAGCAAGAUGGAUAACUUAAUAUCUUUAGUCAACAAAAUUCAAAGAGCUUGCACCGCCUUAGGUGACCACGGUGAAUCUAGUGCACUCCCUACACUUUGGGAUUCUCUUCCCGCUAUCGCCGUUGUCGGUGGCCAGAGUUCUGGAAAAUCCUCCGUCUUGGAAAGCGUUGUCGGUAAAGAUUUCUUACCUCGUGGAUCAGGCAUCGUUACUCGGAGACCACUGGUAUUGCAGCUUCACAAGAGUGAUGAGGGAACUAGAGAGUAUGCAGAGUUUCUUCACCUUCCCAGGAAAAGAUUCACUGAUUUUGCUGCUGUGAGAAAGGAGAUACAAGAGGAAACUGAUAGAGAGACUGGACGGAGCAGCAAACAAAUUUCAACUGUCCCUAUUCAUCUUAGCAUAUAUUCUCCCAUGGUUGUUAACUUGACACUCAUUGAUCUUCCUGGGCUUACGAAGGUAGCUGUAGAGGGACAACCUGACAGUAUAGUGCAUGACAUUGAGAAUAUGGUUCGCUCCUACAUUGAGAAGCCAAACUGUAUAAUUUUGGCUAUUUCACCGGCUAAUCAAGAUAUUGCAACAUCUGACGCAAUUAAAAUUUCCCGCGAAGUGGAUCCUACAGGGGAAAGGACCAUUGGAGUUUUGACAAAGAUUGAUCUAAUGGACAAAGGUACCGAUGCUGUUGAUAUGUUGGAAGGGAGAGCAUAUAGGUUAAAGUUUCCCUGGAUUGGUGUUGUGAAUAGAUCACAAGCAGACAUAAACAAGAAUGUUGACAUGAUUGCUGCAAGGCGUAGAGAACGUGAAUACUUUAAUAGUACUCCUGAAUAUAAACACUUAGCUAACAGAAUGGGGUCUGAGCAUCUGGCGAAGAUGCUCUCAAAGCAUUUGGAGACAGUAAUCAAGUCCAAAAUUCCAGGCAUUCAGUCUCUCAUUAGCAAAACAAUUAAUGAAAUUGAAACUGAACUGACUCGUUUGGGAAAGCCUGUUGCAGCUGAUGCUGGGGGCAAGUUAUAUGCAAUCAUGGAAAUAUGUCGCUCCUUUGAUCAAAUAUUCAAAGACCAUCUUGAUGGCGUGCGACCUGGAGGUGAUAAAAUUUAUAAUGUCUUUGACAAUCAGCUCCCUGCUGCUUUGAAAAGGUUGCAGUUUGACAAACAGCUUUCAAUGGAAAAUAUAAGGAAACUUAUUACAGAAGCUGAUGGGUACCAACCUCAUCUUAUAGCUCCAGAACAAGGAUACCGUCGUCUAAUUGAAUCCACUCUAGUUACUAUCAGAGGCCCUGCCGAGGCAGCUGUUGAUGCGGUUCAUUCUCUAUUAAAGGACCUGGUUCACAAAGCUGUUAGCGAGACUCUGGACUUGAAGCAGUAUCCUGGUCUACGUGCUGAGGUUGGGGCUGCAGCUAUUGAUUCACUAGAUAGAAUGAGAGAUGAAAGCAAAAGGGCAACACUACAACUGGUUGAUAUGGAAUCUGGGUAUCUGACGGUUGAUUUCUUUCGGAAGCUUCCUCAAGAUGUGGAUAAGGGUGGCAACCCCACACAUUCAAUUUUUGAUAGAUAUAAUGAUUCUUAUCUAAGGCGAAUCGGAACAACAAUUUUGUCAUAUGUCAACAUGGUGUGCGCUACUCUACGACAUUCAAUUCCUAAGUCUAUUGUUUAUUGUCAAGUCCGGGAGGCAAAACGAAGCCUACUUGAUCACUUCUUCACUGAUCUAGGAAAAAUGGAGACAAAGCGUUUAUCCUCAUUACUGAAUGAGGAUCCUGCAAUUAUGGAACGUCGUAGUGGCCUUGGAAAGAGACUGGAGUUGUAUCGAAGUGCCCAAGCUGAGAUAGACGCAGUUGCUUGGUCUAAGUAGAUGUGUAUACUGAUCACACUGAUCACGUUUAUACUAUAGAGAGGGAGUAGUAUCACCAUUUAUUUUAUAUUCUUCAUAUUGAUACAAGUAUCUUGAACUAAAAUUUGUACUGUCGUUUUAACUAGAUAUCAAAUGUUUUUUUUGAGUGAGAUGAUUUUGAGUGUUUUUUACCCCCA
Molecule: messenger RNA, 2266 nt
Organism: Trifolium pratense (red clover)
Lineage: Eukaryota; Viridiplantae; Streptophyta; Magnoliopsida; Fabales; Fabaceae
Product: dynamin-related protein 5A
Exons: 17
Coding region: 255-2090 (611 amino acids)
Biological process (GO): receptor-mediated endocytosis
Cellular component (GO): microtubule; plasma membrane; cytoplasm
Molecular function (GO): GTP binding; microtubule binding; GTPase activity
Source: RefSeq, a predicted model, not a curated record